AGUAAACAGUGGGCAUGGAGUUAGGCAUUAUUUUUCAAUUUAACACAUUUUAAAAUGUCAGAUGACCAAUUGAAAGCAUGCUGCCAAACAUGCCAUGCUUCCUAUAGGAAAAUGAUGAUGCAAUGCUAGAUGCAAUAGUAGAUAUUUAGUAAAUUUUUUUUUAAAUUUUUUGAUGGGUUUAACCUGAUCCAUUUAUACUAUGAUCAGAAGUAUAUAUCUUCUAGAAAUGUGAUCAAAUUUGGAAUAAAUAGUAGGGGAACAGAGCAAAGGGAAUUGGACCAUACAAGAACCAAAUCUAUCAUCUUGGCUUAGUCUUCUGUAUUUAGUUCACAAUAGAGGUGUCUUGUGUAUGUGAGAGCAGUACAGACUUAAAAUUUUCCUACCCAUUCCCACUACCAGAAGAGGAUUUUCUGGAGGGUUUAAAUAGUGAGAAAGGCAUGAAAAACAAAACUCUCAAAUGCUGGGCUCAGGGCCAGCAAGGAAAUUUUGUCAUUAUAGAGGAAAAGUUUAUAUUUCAAGGACAGCUUACUUUCUUUUCUCUCAGCUACUUCCUGGGCCAAAAUUCUCUGAUAAGAAAUAAAAGUUAAUGUCCAAAAUAAUAUUAUCAUUGAAUUCAGUAACCUUGCUUUGUAAUGUUAUCAGAAUUACAUAGUAUAAUGUGAUGAAAUUUAAUGUCACAUCAAUUGAUAAAAGCUAACGAAUAUUAAGUAUUUGUAUGACUUACACUAUAAUUAUUAAAUAUCAAUACAAUAAAAGUAGUUUCCAAGAAUACUUCCCACUCUAAGCCAAAGUUACUCAUCUGUCCAAUUCUCUGUUUCAUUUACUAUUAGGCUGCUUUUCCUUUUUAAAAUAGGACUAAGUUAUAGACUAAAGUGUCAUCAUAAAAUCUUUCUAAAAUUUGUAGUAGUAAAGCUCCUUGGAUGAUCUGCUGCAUAUAAAAUUCUAUCCUUUAACAGAGUAUUAUGGAAGGUGUCUGUGUAAUUUUUCAGAUUUCCUUAAUAUUUGAUUUUUUAAAUGUCUUAUAAUAGGUAAUAUAUUCAAAUCUGUCUGCUUAUCAUUUAUUACUGUUAUUAUGGCAAACAAAACCUCAAACUUGACUGUUACAUAUUAUACUAGUGGGUUUCCUUUCCUCUCCACCCCAUUGAUCAGUAUAUUUUAGGGGAAGGAAGAUGUUGUAUCUUAUUCUUUGAACUUUUCUGUAUUGAAAAUAUCAUUAGGCAAAAAUUCACUUAAAAAAUCAUUUGUAGGGGGCAGCUGAGUAGCUCAGUGGAUUGAGAGCCAGGCUAGCUAUGUGACCCUGGGCAAGUCACUUAACCCCCAUUGUCUAGCCCUUACCGCUCUUCUGCCUUGGAACUAAUACCCAGUAUUGAUUCUAAGAUGGAAAGUAAGAAUUUUAAAAAGCAAAAACAUUUGUAGUAAGAUUUCAAUUAAGGCAUUCUGAUAAUUGAGGCCUUAAUUAUAAAAUGAGGUGGUUGUAGCAGAUGACUUUGGAAGUCUCUUUGAGCUCUAAAUAUUUGGCCUUUCACUUAUAAUGGUCUUGCAGUGCUUCAUUUUUACCCAUGCUAUUUUAGUAAUGUUCCUUUUACAAUUUUUCUGAACCUGUGCUUCCCACAUUUUAAAGCACUGCUUUUUGCUAGUCUGCUAUUCAGUAACAACCCUUCCUAUUUAAGAGAAGAAAGGAUCAAUCAAUUUAUCAUUUAUUAACUACUUAAAAUAGAUUUAGCAAUGUGUUAGCUAUGAGCAACAGUGAAUUCUAGAGAUUAAAACCAUCUGAUAAGAAGGUAGUAGUCACAGGGACAGCUAUAAAAUUGUAUCUUGAGUCAGGUGAGUAGUAUAGAUUAUGAGUAUUCACAAGUCACAGCAAAGUAAUGGAUUCUAUACCAGAAAGGCCUACUAACAGAAUCUGAUUUAGGCUUUGAGUCCUUGGGGAUCAGAGAAGGGAAACUCCAGAGAGGGAUGGAUUCCCAGCUGACUGCUGCAAAUGAGACAGAAGUUAAUUGGUGACUUAAGUUGUGGGUAGGAAAAUUCUUUUGAGUUAAGAGAAGUGUGAUAAAGAAGUUAAUCUGAUCUUUUUUUGCGUCACAGGAACCUUUGGCCCAAGGUUUACUCUUUUUUAUUUUUUUAUUUUGGUCAUAUAGGAGCAUAGAUUUAGAGCUGGAAGAAGACUCAAAGGCCAUUUAAUCAAACCCCCUCAAGUAAUAGAUGAAGAAUCUGAGGCCCAGGAAGAUUAAGUGGUUUGUCCAAGUCACAAAGUCGAGAUAUGGAGAAUAAAGAAACUCUCAAAGGAUUGCAGAAAAUGGAUGACCGCCCAGAAGAACGAAUGAUCAGGGAGAAGCUCAAGGCAACAUGUAUGCCAGCCUGGAAACAUGAAUGGCUAGAGAGGAGAAGCAGGAGAGGCCCUGUGGUGGUUAAACCAAUUCCUGUCAAAGGAGAUGGAUCUGAAAUCAGCAAAUUAACACCAGAAUCUCAAACUGAAGGACAUAACAAUACUUCUUCCCCUACUCCAAAAGGAAGACGAAGUCCUUCUCCUAGUAGCUCUUCAUCUUCAAAUCGUGCUGUUAAAUCAGAAUCUCCUGGAGUAAGAAGAAAAAGAGUGUCUCCAGUGCCUUUUCAGAGUGGGAGAAUCACACCACCCCGAAGAGCUCCAUCCCCUGAUGGCUUCUCCCCGUAUAGCCCUGAGGAAACAAAUCGCCGCGUCAACAAAGUCAUGCGAGCCAGGUUAUACUUACUACAGCAGAUAGGACCGAACUCUUUCCUAAUUGGAGGAGACAGCCCAGACAAUAAAUACAGGGUGUUUAUUGGACCUCAGACCUGCAGCUGUGGCCGUGGAACAUUUUGUAUCCAUCUGUUAUUUGUUAUGCUCCGAGUAUUUCAACUAGAACCCUCAGAUCCAAUGUUAUGGAGGAAAACUUUGAAAAAUUUUGAGGUUGAGAGUUUGUUCCAGAAAUAUCACAGUAGGCGUAGCUCAAGGAUCAAAGCUCCAUCUCGUAGCACCAUCCAGAAGUUUGUAUCACGCAUGUCAAAUUCUCAUACAUUGUCAUCAUCUAGUACUUCUACAUCUAGUUCAGAAAACAGUAUGAAGGAUGAAGAGGAGCAGAUGUGCCCCAUUUGUUUGUUAGGAAUGCUUGAUGAAGAGAGUCUUACAGUAUGUGAAGAUGGCUGUAGGAACAAGUUGCACCACCACUGCAUGUCAAUUUGGGCAGAAGAAUGUAGAAGAAACAGAGAGCCUCUGAUAUGCCCUCUUUGUAGAUCUAAGUGGAGAUCCCAUGAUUUUUACAGCCACGAAUUGCCAAGUCCCGUGGAUUCCUCUUCUGUGCUCCGAGCUACACAGCAGCAAACUGUACAGCAGCAGUCUUCUAUUGGAUCACAAAGAAGAAAUCAGGAUAGUAAUUUUAACCUGACUCAUUAUGGAGUUCAGCAGAUCCCUCCUGCCUAUAAAGACUUAGCUGAGCCAUGGAUUCAGGUAUUUGGAAUGGAGCUGGUGGGCUGCUUAUUUUCUCGAAACUGGAAUAUAAGAGAGAUGGCCCUCAGGCGUCUUUCCCAUGAUGUUAGUGGUGCUCUGCUGUUGGCUAAUGGGGAAAGCACUGGAAAUUCUGGGAGCAACAAUGGAAACAACCCAAGCGCUGGAGCAGCUAGUGGGUCAUCUCAGCCUGGUAUCUCAGGAGACAUUGUUGUUGAAGCUUGCUGCAGCGUUCUGUCAAUGGUUUGUGCUGACCCUGUCUACAAAGUCUAUGUUGCUGCUUUAAAAACAUUAAGAGCCAUGUUGGUGUAUACUCCUUGCCAUAGUUUGGCCGAAAGAAUAAAACUGCAAAAACUUCUGAGGCCAGUAGUAGAAACUAUAUUAGUCAAAUGUGCAGAUGCCAAUAGCCGUACAAGUCAGCUUUCAGUUUCAACACUUUUAGAAUUGUGCAAGGGCCAAGCAGGAGAACUGGCAGUUGGCAGAGAAAUACUUAAAUCUGGAUCUAUUGGUAUUGGUGGUAUUGAUUAUGUUUUAAAUUGCAUUCUUGGAAGCCAAAUGGAAUCAAGUAACUGGCAGGCUCUGUUGGGGCGCCUUUGUCUUAUUGACAGAAUGUUGUUGGAAUUUCCUGCAGAAUUUUAUCCCCAUAUUGUCAGUGGAGAAGUUUUGCAAGCUGAUGCUGUAGUAGACAGGUAUAAGAAGCUGCUGUCCCUCUUGAACUUUGCUUUGCAAUUCAUUGAUAAUUCCCACUCAAUGGUUGGUAAAUUGUCCCGAAGGGUGUUUUUGAGUGCUGCAAGAAUGGUUGCCAGAGUACCCCAUGUGUUUUUGAAACUUUUGGAAAUGUUGAGUGUUACAAGCUCCACUCAUUAUACAAGGAUGCGUCGUCGUUUGAUGGCUAUUGCCGAUGAAAUGGAAAUUGCCGAAGCCAUCCAGCUGGGCCUAGAAGACUGUUUGGAUUGCAGACAGGAUAACUUUUUGCAGCCAUCUGCCCCAGAUAACACCCCAGAAACAACUGAAAAUAAUUCUCCUGAACACACAGUCCAGUUAGAGAAAACUGGAAAGCCUUUAUGUGAUGCAAAAUCAAAUGCCAGUCCAGAAGAUGUUUCUGAUACGUUGGCUGACAUGUCUGUAGGACUUCCUAAUUCAGUAACAACAGAGCAACCAAAGCCAGCCCUGCAGACAAAAGGCAGACCCCAUAGUCAGUGUUUGAACUCUUCUUCAUCCAAUCAUUCCCAGUUAUUGUUCCCAACUUUGCCCUCUCCUCCCUCUUCUACCCCAUCUGUGCCAGCUGGCUCUGUAACAGAUGUCUCUAAACACAAAACUCAGGGUUUUGUUCCCUGCAAAGUACCCACACCUUCUCCACAAAUGCAACGGAAAUUUUCUCUACAGAUACUUAGAAACUGUUCUGAAAUCAAAGAAUCCGAUAAACUUUCCCCAGUUUUUACACAGGCAAGGCCUCUGCCUUCCAGUCACAUACACAGGCCAAAGCCAUCUCGACCCAGUCCAGGAGAUUUGAACAAGCAAGAAGUCUCAAAAAAUAGUAUGACGCUCGAUCUGAAUGCCAUCUCACAGGGUGAUGGCGGCAGCGGCGGCGGCAGCGCUGUCAUCCCAAGUGAAGAGACGGUCUUCACACCAGUAGAUGAGAAAUGCCGAUUAGAUGUCAAUACCGAACUCAACUCCAGCAUCGAGGACUUGCUUGAGGCUAUGCCGACUAGUGACACGACGGUAACUUUUAAGUCCGAAGUUGCAGUCCUUUCUCCUGAAAGGGCUGAAAAUGAUGACACCUAUAAAGAUGACGUAAAUCAUAAUCAGAAGUGCAAAGAAAAGAUGGAAGCCGAAGAAGAGGAAGCAUUGUCCAUUGCCAUGGCAAUGUCUGCAUCACAGGAUGCCCUGCCAAUAGUUCCUCAACUACAAGUUGAAAAUGGAGAAGACAUAAUCAUUAUUCAGCAAGAUACACCAGAGACUCUGCCAGGACAUACCAAAGCAAAACACCAUUAUAGAGAAGAUGCCGAGUGGCUCAAAGGUCAACAGAUAGGCCUUGGGGCAUUUUCUUCUUGCUAUCAAGCUCAAGAUGUAGGAACUGGAACUUUAAUGGCUGUGAAACAGGUGACUUAUGUCAGAAACACAUCUUCUGAGCAAGAGGAGGUAGUUGAAGCACUGAGAGAAGAGAUAAGGAUGAUGAGUCACCUAAACCAUCCUAAUAUCAUCAGAAUGUUGGGUGCCACAUGUGAGAAGAGCAAUUACAAUCUUUUCAUAGAAUGGAUGGCAGGAGGGUCCGUUGCUCAUUUGCUAAGUAAAUAUGGAGCUUUCAAGGAAUCGGUGGUAAUUAACUACACAGAGCAAUUGCUUCGUGGUCUUUCUUACCUCCAUGAAAAUCAGAUUAUUCACAGAGAUGUCAAAGGUGCCAAUUUGCUAAUUGACAGCACAGGACAGAGACUGAGAAUUGCUGACUUUGGAGCUGCUGCUAGAUUGGCAUCAAAAGGAACCGGCGCUGGAGAAUUUCAAGGACAGUUGUUGGGAACAAUUGCAUUUAUGGCACCAGAGGUACUAAGAGGGCAGCAGUAUGGGAGGAGCUGUGACGUGUGGAGUGUCGGCUGCGCUAUCAUAGAAAUGACUUGUGCCAAGCCCCCGUGGAAUGCCGAGAAACACUCGAAUCAUCUCGCGCUGAUAUUCAAGAUUGCUAGUGCGACUACUGCUCCUUCAAUCCCCUCACAUCUGUCUCCUGGCUUACGAGAUGUGACUCUUCGAUGUUUAGAACUUCAACCUCAGGACAGACCUCCUUCGAGGGAGCUACUGAAGCAUCCAGUCUUCCGUACUACCUGGUAGCCAGUUACAAAAAGAAAAUUUUUUAAACUGAUGAAAUAAAUAAUAGAAGAAAAAAUUCUGGACCGUGCUUCUAAGCACAAUCACGUUUUAUCAUUCCGCUGGCCUUUAAUCCACCAAACAACAAUAAACUGAGGCCAGUGGGGGAGGACCCUUACCGAAGUAUGUGAUUGACAAAUCAAGAUCUUUACCUAAGCUCAGUAUGCAAACUUCCCCAACUUGUGCAGAAACUGUAAACUGUGCCUUUCAAAGAACUGGCCCUAGGUGAACAGGAAAGCAAUUAAGUCUGCAUAUAACUAGUAGCAGAUAAAUAAUUUUUUUGGAGCACUUUUUCAGCAAUAUUAGCAGCUGAGGGGCUCAGGUUCUAUUUUAAUAUUGCAAUUACUCUUCCAUUUCACAUUGUGAUCAUGAGCAGGGGAUUCUGCAAUUCCGUUCAGGUUUUUUGUUUUGUCUUGUUUUUAUUUUUGCUUUGAUCACUGGCUAUAAAGAAAAUCACUAUCUUCCUCUUUUAAACCUGAGUAGGCACUACUGGAGUAGUGUAUGGUUUUUUUGGUUUUGUUUUGUUGUUUUGUUUUUUUUAAGAAAAAAGAAAAAGAAAACAAAAACAUUUUUAAGAAUUGAUGCUUCCAUUGUGAACUCACAUUUAGCCUUCAUUUUUUUAAAGUGGGCAACUGUGGGUCAUUGUGCAUUUUUACUGUUGGCCCAUCCAUUUCGUUGUUUUUUUUUUUAAGUUAUGGUUCUGUAUUUUCAUUUUGUCUUUAUUUUUUAUUUGACAUUCAGGGACAGGUGAUCUUUUCAAACCACAAAAUAAUAAUACAAAAAUUUUAGGAAUGAUUAUAAAGCAGAUCUUAUUGAAUAUCUUGCUAUCAGGUUUUCUUUUUAAAUUGGAAUAGAAUAAUGCUACUACACUUCAUUCAUUGAGUCAGUGAUCUAGGUUUUGCCUAGUGCAGGUUAUACAAAAAGAAAAUAAAAAUCAACUCUUUUACUUGGCUUAUAGUCAAGAUCCAGGUUAUUUGGGAUAUCUGUUGAGCCUUUUCGGUUUUACCAAUUUCCUCCGGCAAACUAGAAAAUUUCACACCAAAUUAAGUCGUGCUCUAAGUAUAAUAAAAAUCAUUCCCUCUCACCACUGAUAAUAACAUUUUAACUGCUGUUUUCCUUCUGCCAUACAUCAUCUAUUCACAAUUAAUCUGGCUAAUGGAUAAUUAAAUGGAAAUUAUCCUUAUUUUCGCCUUUUUAUAAGUAAAGGUGUUUUAAAGAAAUUUAUCUUGAACUUGAAAAUAUGUUCAAAUAUAAGAGUGAAGAAUAUCACUUAUACUAUUUCCUUGGGUUUUGCACAAUCUCCUAAUAAUUUAGAGGCAGGAUUUUGAAUCUGGUGAUCCUGAAGGAACAUGGCAGCUGUUCUUGGGCUUUUAUGGGUGAGUCUUUUCAAUCAAGUACUGAUUUAAAUAUUUAAUAUAAUUUUUAAUGUAAUUUUAACUCUUCAGAAGCCAGUUAAACUGUCAGAGUGAAACGGAAUUGGUUAUUCUCAAAGACUCAGGACAAACUAAAUAAGCUAUUCAGUACAUUAAAAAUGUACAAUACUAAUUGGAAGCAAAAGAGGUUACAAGUUUACAGGGAUAUGUACAAUUGUUUUUUAAAAAAUUAUGUGACUGUAUUUCUUAGGGAAAUUUUACAUUCCUUUGUUUUGGAAGAUUGGCAGUCUUUGAAGAGUUAAAAGGAAAAAACCAACAACAGUACUGAAAUGUGAAGUUUGGUAGCUUUGACUGUAAUGUACUUGACUUUCUUUUUUUCUUUUUUUGACUACUUAGAAUUUUCACAAUUCUAAUAAGAUUGUUUCCAAGUCUCUCAUGUGCAAGCUUUAAAGGAUGCACUCUUGCCAUUAUAUACUGGAAGAUCAGUUGUCAGAUCAUGAUUUUCUGGCAAAUGUAAACUGUAUAAACUGAUGAACCUCAGCUAAUCAGUAUUACUUUGUAGAUCACCAUGCCUACCACAUUUCAAACUCAGACUGCCUCUAGAUGUCAAGAUGCAUUUUGUUUGAGUUUGUUUGCAUUUCCCUCAGCUUGCUGGUAAUUGUGGUGUUUGGUGUGUGUGUGUGUGUGUGCGUGUGUGUGUGUGUGUGUGUGUGUGCGCGCACGCGUGUGCAUGCCUGCGUACGCAUGUACAUCUGUGUGUGUGCACGCAUGUGGGUGGGUGUUUAAAUGCAGAUGUGAUGUAAUAUUCUUAUUUUCUUUGGAUCAAAGCUGGACUGAAAAUUGUAUUGUGUAAUUAUUGUGUGUUCUUAAUGUUUUGUGGUACUUAAGUUGUAAAUAGCGUCUACUGCUGUUUAUUCCAGUUUCUACUACCUCAGGUGUCCUAUAGAUUUUCUUCUACCAAAGUUCACUUUCACAAUGAAAUUAUAUUUGCUGUGUGACUAUGAUUCCUAAGACUUCCAGGGCUUAAGGGCUAACUUCUAUUAGCACCUUACUGUGCAAGCAAAUGUUACAAAAAUCUCUGGGUUAAGAAAAUUUGGCUUAAAUGUAUCCUUUUGUUAUUUUAAAUAUAUCAAGAUAUUUUAAUUAAAAGUUUUUACCCCAUUGAACCAAUUUUAUAGUAUUUGUACCUAUUUUGGUGUUUUGUCUUUAUAGUAAAUAAAAGUUUUUGAACAAA
Messenger RNA from Monodelphis domestica (gray short-tailed opossum), 8926 nucleotides. The record is from RefSeq and is a predicted model, not a curated record. Lineage: Eukaryota; Metazoa; Chordata; Mammalia; Didelphimorphia; Didelphidae.